Messenger RNA from Trichoderma reesei QM6a, 582 nucleotides. RefSeq lists its product as uncharacterized. The record is from RefSeq and is a predicted model, not a curated record. The transcript is spliced from 3 exons. Bases 1 to 582 code for a protein of 193 amino acids. Lineage: Eukaryota; Fungi; Ascomycota; Sordariomycetes; Hypocreales; Hypocreaceae.
AUGGCCUCCUCCUCUCCCAAUGGCCUGAAUACUCCAGGAGCCACCGACUCCCACACGCCUCGCGCAUCCAAUGUUGUCGGUGACAACGCCGCACCUACCUUUGCAGAAAUCAGAGUCAACGGCGCCACCUUUACCUGUGGUCGUCAUCCACCCUUUGUCAUCCGCCGCUACAUUUCCGAACGCCAGAGACCUCUCGGAUACAAACGACCCUUGAGUGCCUCCGUAGCGAGGGAGCGUAUGCGCGCCAAGCUCUCUGAGUUUGAUGCCAGGUUCAACUCGGCCCGCGCUUACGAUCACUUCUGCGAGCCUGCGAGCCACUCUACGUUUUAUUACCCCCACGAGGAUGUGCUGGAUAUAGUGGCGCCAUGGUUGUAUCCAUACGGCGAAGACGAUGACGUCGGAGAGACUCAUUACAACUAUGGCCCUGUUCUGUUUUGUUUCAUCAACCGCAAAGCAGGCACUUCGCGAGGAGAUGGAACCCUUCCUUGCCUCCCCCGUAUUCUUGAGAUGACGGAGUGCCAUUCUCUAGCACAUACGACCAUAGGUAGUGGAAAACUCGGGGUCCCGUCUGCUCCCCCAUAG